Messenger RNA from Ambispora gerdemannii, 1671 nucleotides. The record is from the annotation of a GenBank genome assembly. Lineage: Eukaryota; Fungi; Glomeromycota; Glomeromycetes; Archaeosporales; Ambisporaceae.
AUGCCGAAAUCAGAUAUACGAGUGGUUGUUGGUAUUGAUUUUGGCACAACUUAUUCAGGCUUUGCAUUAGCAAGUGUCGCGAAUCCAGACACCGUAGAAACUAAUGAAUCAUGGCCAGGAAUCCGAGGGCAAUUGAAAACAAAUACUGCACUUGCAUACGAUGAGGCAUUGAAUGUGGUUAAAUGGGGAAAUCCAGCCCUUUCUGAGAAACCAUCGAAGAAAAAAUUGGCAUCAUCAGAGAAAAAGUUACACAAACCAGUAGAACUUUUCAAAUUACAUUUUUCAAAUAUUAAGAACAGCGAAAAACCGCCAUUACUACCUGGACUUGAUUAUCAGAGUGCGGUGGCUGAUUAUUUACGUGAAAUGGGAAAAUUGAUAAGACAAACACUAGAAACAAGAUGGCCAGGUAUCGAUUUCUUCAAACACGUGAGACUAGUGGUCACAGUGCCAGCAGAGUAUAAUGAGUAUGCAAAAGGAGCGAUGCGAACAUGCAUGUUUAAAUCAGGGUUGUUGAAAACUUUGAACUCGGAUCGAUUGGAGUUUACAACUGAACCUGAGGCUGCUGCCAUAUAUUGUAUGAGAGUACUCAAAGAAUUCUCAUUAAAACCGAAUGAUUCAUUUAUGAUCGUUGAUUGCGGUGGUGGAACCACGGACUUGACGAUACGAAGACUUUUAGCAGGAGGCAGAUUAGAAGAAACGACAGAAAAUUCCGGAGAGUUCUGCGGUUCAACAUUCAUAGAUCGCGAAUUUCUAAAAUAUCUUGCACGGAAACUAGGAAUGGGCGCAAUAGCCAAACUAAAGGAAGAUCAUUACUCACAACUACAAUACCUCCUGCAGGAAUUUUGCUCGUGCGUGAAAUUACGAUUCGACGGAGAUCGUGAAACGUUUCAAGCUCACGACUUGGAUCUCGAGGAUGCGUGUCCAAUCAUAAAGAAAUAUGUUGUCGGGGAAGCUGUGAAAACUAUGGAAGAUGCCGAAUGGCUGAUCGAAUUAGAUUUUGAUACGGUGAAGGAGUUUUUUGACAAAGUAGUGGUGAAGAUUUUGAGACUCAUCAGGGAUCAAUUGAUGAAAACGGAGAAGCCAUGUUCGGCUCUUUUUCUGGUUGGUGGAUUUGGUCAGUCGCCGUAUCUUUUAAAGAGGGUGAGAGAAGAGUUCAACAGCAUGGUUCCAUUUAUUGCUGUUCCUAUCGAACCAAUUGCCAGUACCGUGAGAGGAGCGGUUUAUUAUGGACUUGAUAUGGAUAUUGUUCGAACUCGUGUACUCAAACGAACCUACGGAAUUGACAUCUCGAGAGACUGGAAAGAAGACGACCCAAUCCAACGUCGUGUAUCUGGCAACGUAAUUGAUGUGUUUCAACCAUUGGCAUUUCGUGGCUCUAAAGUCGAUGUUGAUCAAAAAUUCACGUGUACGCUAUAUCCGUCAUACCCGGAACAAAGAAUAAUUUCUUUUCCUAUUUAUACGACUGAUCGUGAUUCUGCCAAAUAUUGUGAUGAAGAUGGAAUGAAACAGAUUGGAAAAUUGACCGCGGAACUUCCGGAUGUUUAUCUGGGUAAAAAUCGACCAAUUGAAUUCAGUCUAACAUUUGGCAAGAUAGAAAUUCGAGCGACUGCUCGUAAUAGGACAUCCGGGGAAGUUUAUGAAACGAGUUUUGAUUUGGAAUAUGUAGAUUAG